Vavraia culicis subsp. floridensis is the source of this 1830-nucleotide messenger RNA. RefSeq lists its product as uncharacterized. The record is from RefSeq and is a predicted model, not a curated record. The coding region runs from base 1 to 1824 and encodes 607 amino acids. The transcript has a single exon. Lineage: Eukaryota; Fungi; Microsporidia; Pleistophoridae. Gene Ontology annotation, molecular function: ATP binding; ABC-type transporter activity; ATP hydrolysis activity. Gene Ontology annotation, cellular component: membrane. Gene Ontology annotation, biological process: transmembrane transport.
AUGGCGAGCAUUACUGCCUAUAGGAUACUCAAAAUAAUUGUGACGAAAUACAUCAAGGAAAUACCGCUAAUAAAACUUACCAUCAUGCCUACGCUUCUUCUGAUGCUUGUAGCACGAGUUAUGGAAGUAAAAGUGAGCGAAAUUGUUCAAAAUGCCUCACUUGCGUUUAGCGGCUAUAAAGAGAGCGGUAUAUUCAAAAAAUAUAUGAUUGUGGGAAUAUUGUCAUCCCUAUUGAUAGAGCUGCAAGGUUUCAUAUUCAAGUCAUCGGUACAGCGUGCUUAUAGAACUGCCUUGAAAAAUUCGCUACGUGGAUACUUCUUACUCAGCUGGUCAGAGUUCAAGAUGAAAGGUCUGGGCGAAAUAACAGCUUCGAUCGAACGACGAAGUAGUGCUGUCGCUGAAAUACUGGAUGUUCUCAUAAUUAAUCUGCUUCCUGUAUUUCUUGUCCUAUUUCUAUCCAUCCUAAAAAUAUACGCUAUUAUGGGCUUUGUCUCUUCGCUUGUCAUUCUCAUCUCGCUAAUUACGUACACAACGGUUACUAUCCAAAUGGCUGUGUGGCGCAAUGACAUACGAAAAAAGUUGAAUUUAUCGAUCAACGAAAGUAACGACAAGCUAAUCGACAUUCUUUCUAACUACGACUCCAUUCUUGCAUUCAACAACCAAAAUUUGGAAUUAUAUAAGUACGACAACAAGUUGGCAGUGGGUGAGCGACACUAUGUCAAAUUGUGGCGCACAUUCUAUCUGCUCAAUUUUUUACAGCGCUUUGUUCUCUGUGUGCAAACAGGUAUGAUAAUUUACGUAGGAAUGUACAACAAAAUAACCAGCGAUCAAUUUGUUCUCUAUCUUUCAAUCAGCAAGAUACUUGCAUCGAACCUGGAUAAGCUUGGAUACAUGUACUCGCGAUUUACAGCUGCCGUUUUGAACGCAAAAAUGAGCUUCUUAGACAUACUGCCACCUAAGAAACUGUAUCCAAUUCGGUAUUUCGACAAGAAAAUAUCCUUUCGAAACGUUGCUAUGCUAUUACCGUCAGAAAAUAAGCCGAACAUGUCAUGUGAUAUUUUUACAUACACUGUUACCGAAAGUUUUCUUUUCAAGAAUUUGAGCUUUGAGAUACAAAAAGGUGAGAAAAUCGCUUUUAUUGGUCCGAAUGGCAUCGGAAAAUCAAAUUUUCUCAAGAUGUUACUCAAAUUUAAUGAUUACACAGGAAGUAUUAGAAUAGACGAUGACGAGUUGUGCACAAUAGACAACAGUUCCCUGCGAGAUCUUAUAUCGUAUGUUCCACAGGACAGCUAUCUGGUAAGCGGAACAGUUAAGGAAAAUAUCAAGUACGGAAAUUUGAUGGCAACCGACGAGGAAAUGAUUGAGAUGUGUCGAUCUCUCAAUUUUCACGAUAGUUUUGUUAAAUUAUCCUCUGGAUAUGAGACAUACAUCGGGAAGAACAAUUCUGUGCUAAGUGGUGGGGAAAAACAAAAGAUAGCGAUUGCCAGGGCAAUGUUGAAGAAUGCGGAAAUAUACCUAUUUGAUGAACCCACUGCCAACUUGGACAAGAAGAGUGAGGAAGCAUUCUUCGAAAAAUUGGCCAAAGAUCAAAAUAACAAAACAUCAAUUGUGGUUAUACACAACUUAGAGCUUUUAGAUUACUUUGAUAGAGUCAUAUUCCUUCAGAAAGACGGAAUUCAAGAAGUAAAAAGGGAGGAAGCAUUUAAAUUAAUGAAAUUUACUAAGAACACAAACGGUACGAACAAAUUGAGUGAAGUAUGCUGUCUACCGGAAAACGAUGAGAAUGCAGUCAACAACAUACAAACACUAAAAAAAUAUGAUUAAAUACGU